AUGAAUCAUGAUUCUAAUAUAGAUCUGCACGAUAUGUUCGAUCUGAAUACAGAAAUUGACUUUGAAACAGCAUAUCAAAUGCUUAGUAACAUCGAGAAUGCAUCGCCGAAUUAUGAUGAUAAACAUUUGAAUUUCGUCAGUACACGCUCACACCUACAUAAUGACAUGUCUAAUAUGUUUGACUAUCCUCAUGGCCACCUCCAAGGUCAUUUUCAGGAGCCUCAAGAGCAGCAUCAUCAAGAUAGUCAGCUUGUGCAUCAGCGUAACGGUCACUACUAUAACCACAGGCACCAGCAUAACGGUCAUGGUCAUGACUAUAAUCACAAGCACCAACUUCCGCUUCAGCAUGACUUGACAAGCAUGCAUUCGACUGCCCCUUAUGCCAAUGGCAUUGCUGGCGACGAGCUUUUAAGCACGUUUGAAACAAAUGCAAUAGAACAUUUUUUGGACACACUAAUAACAAACGAUAAGUUAGAUAAGCAAAAUUCCAAUAGUGAUUCUCUAAAUAGUACUUUUGUGACGAACGAUGUUACUCGUAGUCCAAAAAAACGUCAGUCUCAAAAGGCCAUCGCAACACUAGUAAAAGAGAUACCUGUUCAUAAUGAGGAAACGCCCACCCAUUUUGAAGAAAAAUAUAAUCCAGGCACAUUACUUAUUCCUGAAAUAAAGAUUGACGAUAGUAAAAUACCUGUAGAAAUAAUGAAUGAUAUGAAUAAAGUAAAGAAAUGGAAGCACGUGCAAGUAGAGAAAAUACGACGUAAUUUAAGUAGAGAUGCCUUUGAUGAGUUGAUCGCCCUACUAUCAAAUAGAAGCACCAUAACUGUUAGCACAAAACGGGUGCCAAAGCAUAUUCUUCUUAGCUAUGUAAUUGAAGACAUCAGAAGUAUUGUCAAUGCUAACAAGCAAUUAGAAUCAAUGCUACAAGCCUAG
Kazachstania africana CBS 2517 is the source of this 930-nucleotide messenger RNA. RefSeq names its product Ino2p (gene INO2). The transcript has a single exon. Lineage: Eukaryota; Fungi; Ascomycota; Saccharomycetes; Saccharomycetales; Saccharomycetaceae. The record is from RefSeq and is a predicted model, not a curated record. Gene Ontology annotation, molecular function: protein dimerization activity. The coding region runs from base 1 to 930 and encodes 309 amino acids.